This is a messenger RNA of Syngnathoides biaculeatus (alligator pipefish), 2277 nucleotides long. It is a transcript of the gene cdc42ep5, whose product is annotated as CDC42 effector protein (Rho GTPase binding) 5. The transcript has 2 exons. NCBI's taxonomy places the organism in Eukaryota, Metazoa, Chordata, Actinopteri, Syngnathiformes, Syngnathidae. The coding region runs from base 211 to 1056 and encodes 281 amino acids. The record is from RefSeq and is a predicted model, not a curated record.
CCCCCCAACUCCCCACGUCGCGUCACUUCCUCGGCAACGGCCCAUCCCUUUUGGAAGGAGAGGGAAAAAAACGACGGCGAGGGAAAAGAAGAACGAGGGGAAAAGGGACUCAAAAGUCGAGGAGGGAAACCAAUAUCCAGAUGUAAAAGAAAGUCGGAUAAACAGACGACAGAGGGUGAAGCAAACAUCACUUAUCCCUGUAUAACAGUCAUGCCGCUCCACAAAUCAACCCGAGCGUCUCGCUUGGACCCUACCAUGAUCUCAGCCCCUUUGGGUGACUUCCGCCACACCAUGCACAUUGGCAGAGGAGGUGACGCCUUCGGGGACACCUCCUUCCUGUCUACGCUGGGUCCAAGCCCACCCAUCUCCGACCCGGGGAGCCCGGGGUCUUCAUCUGUGGACUACCCGGCACCUGCAAACCAUAGUGAUCUAUAUCAAGAGCCUACGGGGAGCCUUAAAAACGAUGAACUAGAGUACUCCGAGGGGAUGCCGUCGUUCACCCUGGAUUUGGAUUUAGAUCUGGGUCCUUCCAUGCUGGGGGACGUGUUGGGUGUGAUGGAUGGAUUGGGACUGGACUGCAACAAAGAGGAUGUGCUCAGUGCCAAAAGCAUUUCGUCUCCAGUGGAAACAAAGCCCGGCAAGGAGACGUCUGUUGUGAACAGGCACAACGAGCUGAACGGAAAGAACCUGAAUGAGAACCAGAUGGGCGACGGCAGAAUACCAGAUGGGAUCAAGCCGAAGGGGAUGCGACCCAAGGUGAGAUUCAGCGACAAGCGGGAGGAGAUCAUUCGCCAGGCCUCCGAGGAGGAAGAAGGUCAAGGGUUCGAGUUCCAGGACGACCUGACGGCGAGUCCGACGAGGGGUGAGACGGAGUUCGCCGCCAACAAAGAUCUGCCUCCCAGCCCCGCCUCGUCUCAUAGCUCCGACUACGAAGGAGUGAGCGCGCUGGACCGGAGGAGGGUCGGCAGCAGCCACUCAGAGACUGACUCGGAGGAAGAGGAAGUAGGGCGGGGCUAUACUUUUGAAGACGAGUUUGACGAUGAGAUUGGACUAUAGGACCAGUCGGGUGUUUGUCACAAAAAGUUGGGGAAAUUGGGCUUUCAGUUUGAAAUUUCGGAACAAACCUAAAAUUCGCACUGUAACCUUUGUCAAUGGAAUUUAAGAUCUAAAAUUUUGAAUCCAGAUGUUCAGUAUUUGAGUCGUCUUGUUACAACUUGUUCUCUAACAAGGAGCUGAAGGCAAAAUUCUCAACAGGUGAUUGAUCCAUGAAUGGUCCAAAACAUUUCCGAGGUUUACUUCCAUGGCUAUUUGUGACUCUUCCAAUCAAUUUUUUGCAACCUUUUGAUGACAUCAUAAGGUCAGUGCCCAUGAGAACAUCCUGUUACAAGUUCUGAGGAAAGAUGGAGAGAAAGAGUCUUAGAAUGGCAUAGAGAAGUGGACAUUCUUAGAAUCCUUAGUGGACUUAAAAAAAAAAGUAAUGCUACAUUGUGCAAUCAACAUCUACAGGUUUUCAAAUGAAGCGCAACUGCAAAAAGAUUAUGGUGCAUUUUAGCUUGACCCUGAAAUUUCACUCGGAUGACUAAUAAUCCUUUUUGUGAGUAGUGCAUAUCUUAAAUGACACUACAAGUGGUGAAUUUAAUGGAUGCAAACUUGAUUUUUGUUCUCUCCUGAAAGCUGUACAGUGUGAAGACGAUGUUGCUCAGCUGGAAAAUCUUAUCGAAGAGGGUAACAGAUAUGCCAAAGAGACAUUUUAUUACAAGCAACGUGUUUUUGUACUGUUCAAGAGUUGUAGCACUUCCCCCCAACCGGAGGCCUUUUGAAUCGCAACCAAUUUUUACCAAAUGUGCCAUUCAUGUUUUUUAAGUGCCUUAAACUGAGCAAGUAUUAUUGUAGUAUGUGCUGUCUACGUCUUAUUUUCUCUACCAAUUGCAUGUUUGCCUGCAUUUUGACCGUUGCCGUGGCAGAUUUUGUGAACAUGUAACAUUCCACGUCUUGACUGAGAUUUCUGGAUCAAAUCUUGUCAGAUCUAACUGCAGAGUGCAGUUUAAUUUUUUUUGUGUGUGCAUGUUUUCGUACUCUACCAAAGCUUUUUCCUUUAUGGGCUGCAGAGCUGGGAAAAAAAAAACAGGACAAGUGCUGAGACAAUCAUUUUUGUUAAUCUCUCCCUCAUCAUGCUGUUAAAUGGCGAGACCUAAGUGUUUAGCCAUUGAACUUGCUGGCAUUUAAUGUCCUGUGGUUUACAGUGAAAAAAAUAAAACAAAUAUUUGGGAUAUCAAA